UGGAAGCCUAUUCCAGAAGUAACAUCCAGUCAUCCUUGAAACUUUUUCAGAUUUGCUUUGUUCACACAGGUUUUUUGCCUGUAUUCCUUCUUUCCUUAGAAUAGCGCUCUCCUCACAUUACUUUUAGUUUCUUCUAGUUAGCACAAAGAAAUCCUAACCAGGAUUUACUUGGUUUCCAAAACAGAUUUUCCUGAUUCCAAAAUUCCUAUUGGCAGUUUUUAAAAAUCUAGUUUUAAAAAAGACCCAACAACUUGAUUUCAGGUUAGUCUUCUUACUCAGCUUUCAAAGGUUUAAACAUUUUGAUUGUUUAAAAGCAUUUAGAUAACAUUUACAACGCAUCACUUUCUUCGUAAAUCACAGGAGUCUUCUUAACUGUUGUAUACUGGUGUGUUUUACAUUUUUUUGGAAGGCUGUCAGUAGUAAUCUCCUGAAGUUAUACCCGCAGGUUUAAAGCUGUGAGAAAAUGUUUGAUUAUUAUUGCAAAAUAACCAGUCUUUCUUUACAUUUUAAGCCUUGCCAUCAUCCUCAUUUUCCUUCGAUUAUAGUAAUGGAAGAACAAUCUCAUUUUUUAUAAAGGACUGAGUUGCUUAGUCUCAACUUGCCCAAACAUGUGCUCAAGACAUGUCUUUCUUGCAGCUCCAUCAAGAUUACAAAGUUCAUUUUCCUUUUGUUUGUUGUGCAGAAAUUUAUUUUAAGCUCCCUUAGUCCCUUUGCUCUCUCCCUUUCCCCUCAUCUUCCUGCUAGAAAGUCAGUUUUAACAAGGACAUGCAAAUUGGAUGUUUGGCACAGUUUUUUUAAAGCUGUGGUUUUGUUUGUCAGGGUUUUUAAAAUGUCCUAUUAUAGGUCAUAAGUGCAAUGGUUAGUGUAUUUAGAAAUACAUAAUUAAUUUUUUUGGAAAAAAUGCCUGUUUUCUCUUAAUCACAAUAAACCUAGAAACUAUACUGAUAUCAGUCCUCACUAGUUUGAUCAGUAGCAGCCAGCACUGAGUUAAUAAAGUACAUAAAAAGCAGAUUGAGAGGCCUGAAUACAUUCACACUUUGAGAAGUCACCAAAAAAAAAAAAACCCUCCUCAGUGGUUCAGUUAAAAGCUGGCAAUGAUCAGUCCCAGCAGGACUCUGUGCUACCCAUAUCAAGCACUGUGUGUACUGCUUCCUCAGCAGGGAAAUACGGCCCUGAAAUUUUCGCUCUGUAAAUUAGCUGGAAGAAGUACAUGUAAAGAACAUCUGGACUGAUGCAGCGGGCAGCUGGCUGUGUGGCACAGCAAAAAAGGCAGUCUCGCCUACGUGGAUGGGCUGCGUAAGAGACGGUGGCGUGCAGGCAUGCUAGGCACAUCCAAGACUGGUGAAAUAUCAGUCCUGGUUUGUGCAUGGGUCAUGAGCUCAUGAGAAUGAAAGUAGCCUGACACUGGGCUGCACUGAACACCAACCCAUUUUUUCCUAUGGGGGAGCCUUGCUUAUGCUGUUCCCAUUCUUAAAGUUGUCUCACACAGCAGGCUCACCAGGCUAACAGUCAGACAGCCUCGACUCUGUGCUGCUUUUUCAGUUUGAGACACUCAGCAGUUCACAGAGCACAGAGGGCUGCAUCCUACGUCAAUCUAAUAAACCUAUCAUGCCACGACACUGUCAGAAAAGAAAGAUGCUAAAAACGCUUAGCAGAACUAUAAAAGGAUCCAUCUAACCUUAUUCCUGACUGCAGUCAACCGUUAUUUGUUUCUAGUACAUGAAUAGAAGGCAAUCUUAAAGCUGUGUUUGGAUUUGCAGGGACUGUGGUUACAAGGGUAGUUUAACUGCCACAUGCUGGUAGAAUAAGAGCGCCAGGCACAAAAUCCUACUGCCAAGCUUAUAUAUGCAAGUGAAAAAAUAAACAGCCCUGAGUAGUCAGCGCAGUGCCUGGCUGUGAUUAGUAAGGUCCCAGAUCAAGGUAAUCAGAUUGCACCAAAGAGCCUAGAAUUGUACAGUUACAUAAAAAGUCUGGACCAAGCUUCUCGCCAGAGCUACUCGUUACUCUAUGCCUUAGUUUGACUUUUAAAGCAACAGAGCACCUGCAUGUUCAUUUACCAGCUAGCCACCCUGGCUAGGCAGCAAAGCGCAGGCCCUAACUGUCUCAUCUUAGGUACAUGAGCAUUUCAACUGCUGCUGUGUGUUUGCAAGAGAACUAAGCAUAUUGUGAUUGGGAGAAGAUUCACCUUUUGAAUCCAGUUUCAUUUAAAACUUGAACUAAGCUACUUGAAACCUGCCCUUGGAUUUACUUCUCUACCGGAAAAGAAAUAUUUCAGAUUUGGCCAGAAGAGAAGGCUAAGAAAAAAAGGCAAAGCAAAGGAGAAUCAAAGACACUUUAUUUUUUCGAAGCCGUUUCCUCUUCCUUGCACGCAAGCAUUUGGGCUUAGUACUCCCAAUUUGUUUCCUGGUCUUGGCUGGGAGAGCUGACUGAGUUCUGAGAUUUGGAUGUGUUUCUGCAGGUGGCUUUCACCCAUGAACAUGCUGGACUAACAAGUGAAGUGUCAAAAGAAGCAGCACUAGAAGAAGCAGAGCCAUUUCUUUAAAAAAAAAAAUAGCAGAACUAUGAGAGAGACAGAGGUGUGACGUGUAAGGAAAAUGCUCUGAUGCUGGAGCCGGAGAGGCCAGAUGGCUGGAGGAUCCCGUUCAGCUCCCAGGCAGGAGGCUGCGGUGCUGCCAUGCGCUCCAUGUGCAUUGGGCUGCGUUUCCCCCGCCCCCAGCAGCUGGACACCCUGGUGCAAGUCAGCAUCGAGAGCGGGCGAAUGACCCACCACCAUCCUACUGGCUACCUGGGCUCCCUGGCCUCCGCCCUCUUUACUGCCUUCGCAAUCAACCGCGUGCCCCUCCACACCUGGGGAAAGAGGCUGCUGGAAGUGCUGCCGCGAGCGAAAGCCUACGUCAGGGAUGCUGGCUUCUUCGUGGAGGAGAACAUGGGCCACUGGCAUUAUUUUGAAGAGCAGUGGAAAAAAUACCUGGAGGAGCGAGGCAUAUCGGAUGGGGUCUCACCACCUACCUUCCCCUCAAAAUACGGUGUCGUGGAGAGAGAUUCGUUCUACACCUCCAUCAGCUACUCAGGCUGGGGGGGCAGCAGCGGGCACGAUGCACCCAUGAUUGCCUACGACGCACUGCUGGGCGCUGGGGGCUCCUGGCCUGAGCUGGCUCACCGCGCUUUCUUCCACGGUGGCGACAGCGACUCCACGGCUGCCAUUGCAGGCUGCUGGUGGGGGGCAAUGCACGGCUUCCUGGGCGUCAGUGCCGCCCUCUACCAAGACCUGGAGUUCAGGGAGCGCCUGGAGGAGGUGGCCAGGGACUUGUACCUGCUUAGCACUGGCUAGUCCCCACCAAGCAAGCUGCGCUUUUUGCAAACCCGCUGAGUCAAUGCAUGUGAUUGUAACUGGGGUGAAGCUUGCUUUUUCUUUUUCUGCUUGUCACCUUCAGCACGAGGGCCGUUUAACAGAAAGUGGGUUGGGAUUUAGUGGGGGGGAGCAAUCACGCAGUGGUGUGGUACCAGUGGGCAGCCGUGGGGUCACCCGGGCAGGCAGAGCCUGGAGCGUGUGAAUGCUCCACCUUCUUCUUUGCCUGAUGUGGGGGGGGCCUCUCCCUGUCCCCAAGGCAGGCAGGGAUCCCAGGGGUGAGCUGGCAUGCCUCCCUGCGACCGCUACGUCCAGCUCCCGCCCCGCACUGCCCACGGGAAGAGCCAGGGAUGCCACUUACCUUCUAGCACUGAACGUCCGCAGAGACGAAACUUUCGCUCCCUUGCUCAGGAUGGAUCUGCUGUAAUCUCUGGCAGAGGCAACAGCCAGCUGUGUCAGCGGGUGACGCAGUUUCCUCAUGCAAUUAAUUCAGUAGAGAGUAUUUUUUGUUUUCAGUGAGUGCCAAAAAAUUAACCCUGCAGCUUCGCCAGUGCAUUUUGCAGAAUUCCACAGUGCUUUUGCUAUUUAAAGAAUGUGACAUCGUACUUUCCUAUUUCAAGUUAAGGGGAAGGUCUAGACUGCUGGCUAAACUUUUCUGCAAGGUAAGGGCUGCUAAUGAGAGAAUUUAACCAGUUGCCUUUUACAUCAGGUUAAGCAACUCCUGUGGUAAACUAUAUUCUUAUAUUUAAAUUCAAACUACUAAUGAAUAUUUGGUUACCAUUUGCCAUGGAUUAUGCAGCUAAUUCUAUGACAAAUAAGUUUUUCUUCAAAUCCAGAA
Messenger RNA from Struthio camelus australis, 4187 nucleotides. Lineage: Eukaryota; Metazoa; Chordata; Aves; Struthioniformes; Struthionidae. The record is from RefSeq and is a predicted model, not a curated record.